AUGGGGCUUCGCGAAGGCCUAAAGUUGGUUAACCUUAGAGGGUGGGAGAACAUUAUGAUAGAGAUCGACAACGAUGCCCUUGUAAAGAUUUUGAACAAGGAUACCGCUCCGGAUCAUUCAGACACAUCCAUGGUGACAGAGUGUCUUCACUUAAUGGCCAAUUUAAGGAGAGUUAAAAUUCUUCAUGUUUUCACAAAAGGGAACAAAUGUGCUGACAGACUUGUUAACUUGGGACAAGACGCUGACCGAGGAACUUCCGUCCUAGAGGAACCACCUGACAGUAUCAUUGACCUCCUUCAGGCUGAUGCCAGAGGGGCUCGUACUCGUAGGAUCGCUUAA
Messenger RNA from Ipomoea nil (Japanese morning glory), 339 nucleotides. RefSeq lists its product as uncharacterized. The record is from RefSeq and is a predicted model, not a curated record. Gene Ontology annotation, molecular function: RNA-DNA hybrid ribonuclease activity; nucleic acid binding. The coding region runs from base 1 to 339 and encodes 112 amino acids. Lineage: Eukaryota; Viridiplantae; Streptophyta; Magnoliopsida; Solanales; Convolvulaceae. The transcript has a single exon.